UUAAAGCAUUCAUACUCAGAAAUAACAAUUUUGUGCAGUGAUUAUUGUUUAUAUUUUAGGAGAAAAACCAUUUAAUAGUUCAAAACGAUUAAUGUAACAUUUUACGUCCACAUUCUCUACUAAUAUUUUUUUUUUUAAUUUUCGAAAAUGCAAGGAGUUUGUUGGCAUUCAUUACUGCUACUUAUAUUUUUUUCAGCUCCUGAAAAGAUAAUGGGACAUCAUGAACCCUGCGAUGCAAAUAGCUUUUCGACACUUCGAGAAGACUUUGAAAGGCUAUUAGAGGCUCAUUUUAAAGAAUACGAGGAAAAGCAAGUGGAUGAAUACUGCAAGGCUGUCGAAGAAGAUGAGCCGAAUGUAAAAGCAGGAAUUCAUGCUUGUGAAAAGGAAUACCUUAAAGAAUCCAUUUUAUUAGCUUCAAUCUAUGAAUAUCUCUCUCGCUUCUGCUUGGAAUCACGCCAAACACUUACUGCUGUGAUUCCUUGUUUAAAAACACACGACACGGAAUUCGAAAAAUGCUUUUUGCACUCUUCUCAAAGUAACGCAAAAAAGGAUUUAAAAGAUAUCUGUAGGGAUGAAUGGCUGAUGGAGUGUAUUGCAAAGACUAGCCGAAAAUUUUGUGAUAAUCCAGAUGAGUUUGCAAAGACUUUAGAAGCUUCCGCUAAAAAAGUGAAAUCUGAAUUCUGUCACUCAUCGUCUUCAGCUACUAGGAGCUUAGCAACAAUGGUCGGAAGUUGUUUCAUCAUGUGGUUUUGCAAGCACUACUCUAAAUUUUAAGAAUUGAUUUUUCUUUUUUGAUACUUAUUUUAAUGUGUUGUAUUUUCAGGAGUUUGAUUUUUCUGGUUUUAGGACAUAGUGACUAGCUUAGUGUUCAUCCAAGAAUGCACAUUUUUUUUUCACGCAAAAUAUUAAAAAAUUUGAAGCAAAAAAAACUUUACUUUUCUACAUUUUACAUUAUGUGUGAGUUAAUGAUUUAUAUAUUUUAUUAUUUUUUUCAUACUAGUAAACGGAACUUUCUUUCAUUAUGAGUUUAAUUUCAAAUUUAUAUAAGGGGGAAUCUAAAUCUACUUCUUCCCUUUUUUUAAUAAAAAGGAAGAAGAUAAGUUGAAGAAAGAAGGUUUCAAACAAAAAUUCGCUACUUGAUAUUGUAAACUAAAUAUUUCACUAAAAUUGUAGUCUUUAAUAGAUAUUUACUCCUAAACACAUUAA
Uloborus diversus is the source of this 1206-nucleotide messenger RNA. RefSeq lists its product as uncharacterized. Lineage: Eukaryota; Metazoa; Arthropoda; Arachnida; Araneae; Uloboridae. The transcript is spliced from 5 exons. The record is from RefSeq and is a predicted model, not a curated record. Bases 148 to 774 code for a protein of 208 amino acids.